UACUAAAGAAAACGUUGGCUUAAACAACGACGGGGUGACCUCGGCAGAAAAGACAGAAACCAGACACUUCUUCACUUUGUGCAGCCGGGUUGCCGAGGCUUCCCUACCGGGAAACUUCGCCAUGUCGAUCUGGAGUUUAGGUGCGUCAUCUGCCCCGGUCUCCCACCAUAAACAAAACAAAGUUGAUCUAUCCAUCCUUCCACCAGGUGUCCUGCUCGACCACUUCCCCCGCUGGCCCCAGGUGCCCUGCCCGUUGCACUUGGUAACAUCCUACGAGUUUUCUAAUGCGCUGCACACGAGCAGCCAACAGACAGGUGAGCAGGAUCUACCAUGGGCGGUCGAGAGCCGAACUCGGGAGCUUGUCGACUUGUCAGCUGCCGCAUGCACUACGACGGAGUGUCCGCACGACACGGCAGCACUCCCCUGCCCUGCCUCGCCCGAACCAGCACGUGCGUACGUACGCCGGCUGUGACUACUGGGCUAAUGGUAGCCAGUGGUUCGCUAAUGAUGAUCUCUCGCACUCGCGGCAGGCGGCUCUCACUUGCUUUGCCGAUGGUGCACCGGCCCGGGAGAGAACGGCCGUGCCAGCAAGCAGCUAGUGCUACUCCGACGUACUCUACUCUGCUCGCUGCCUGCCUCGGUUGCUGCCUCCCGUAGUCCCGCCCACUCCGUCCCUUUCUACCGACCUCCCGCUCCCGAGUUAAUUGCACAGAAGUACCACAAUUAGAGCAUCACAUGUAGAUUGGUACCAUGAUUGCUAAUUUUUACGUGUCAUUACCAAUAUUGCUCUAGAUUUUUGCAAAUAGGUCUAAACUGCGUAUAAACACAUAUUGACGGUGUAUCUGACUAGCGGGGCCUGCCCGUCAGGUGCCGACGUGGCAUGUUUUUUCAGAAAACCCCCGCCCUCGCCCUCGCCCUCGCCCUCGCCCUCUCGCUCCGCGCCCGCCUCGCCGCCCUCGCCCCGCCGGCGUUCCUGGCGGCGCACCCGCUGCACGCCGCCUACGCGCUCUUCUUCAACCGGGGCCUGCUCGCGCUCGCCGCCUUCUUCUGCCCGCUGCUGCUCUCCACGGCGCUCCUCCUCGUCGUGCUCCUCACCGCCGCCCCGUACGUCGCGCCGGGGCGGGCCGGGGCGCGGUGCCUCGGCAGCACCUGCGGCGACGCCGUCGCCGCGCUCUGCGCCGGGCUGCGGCCCGACGGCGGGCUCGGGCUGGUCGGCCAGCUCUGCUCCUUCGUGCUCGGCCCGGCUGGCGUCGGCGAGGUCGUGUUCGUGGGUGAGGUGCGUCACGCUGGCGGCGCUUCUUGCUUUCUUCUGGAACAGGAGAGGGGGAGCUUCUUGUCUGCCGCCCGGGAGGAGUUCGCCAUUGAGCUGCCGUUGCAGAGUCUCCGUGGAGAAGAGAUCUGCUUCCUGAGCAAUGGGGAAUUUUAUGGAGAAGAUAUCUUCAACUUCAAGGAUGAAAUUCAGGAGAAAAAUGUGGUCUGUGAGGAUCUCAAGGCUUCUCCAGACUCUUUAUCUUCUUCUUCAGAGCAUUGCUUUCCAGUUCCAGGUGAGACAUUCAUGCCAGAGAUGGAAGAGCAAGAGAAAUCCAGCAACAAAGUACAGAGUGUAAGCUUGCCAGAGAGAAAGGGAUUCAGUAGUGACGCGGUUGAGGAGAAGAGGUUGGAGUGUGACCCUGUUCCUGUGUCAGCAAUGGAGGCAAAGAAACCUGAGCGGGUCAGCAAGCCACAUUCUUCGAUUUCUCAGAGAAUAAGGCAAUGGGAAUCUGGCAAUCUGAAGAGUGUUCUCGAUGAAAUCGAGGAUAAUCCGGUGGAAAUCUGUUUCGAGAAGGAAUCAUUCAAGGGUGUGCAGGAAGCCAUGCCAUUGGAGACUGAAUCUUGCGACCAAAAGCAGAGUCAAAACCAGCUCGCUCAAGAAGAAUCUGACCGAAAACAAUUGCCAGAGCAGGAGCUUGUAGAUGUCAAGGAAGAAUUGGUGCACUCGAAGGUGGCGGAAAAAUGCAUCGUAGACCUGCAAGCUGAAGAAAUCGCCUCCAUUAUCGGUGAGACCGAAGAAGACCCGCCGCAAGAACAGAGGAGCGAGGACGUGCAGGCCGAAGAAGAUGCGCAGCCUGACGGACAAGACCAUCAAGAAGAUGUGCAGGAAGAGCAGGAGCACGAGGACGCGGACGGCGAGGAGGGUCCCCUGAGGUCGACGUCCAUCGCGCGACGCGUGCACACGCGGACCUCGUCGGAGAGCCUCGCCGGCGCGGGCGAGCGGUCGCCGUCCAAGGGGAAGGAGUGGACGCGGACGCUGGCGUGCAAGCUGUACGAGGAGCGGAUCCAGCUCAAGGUCUGCCGCGACCGCGCCGUGGCCGGGGCGUGCGCGGACGACAUGGACAUGCUCUGGGAGGCGUACGAGACCGGGGGCGGCAGCAGCGCCGUCGCCGUCGCCGGCGACACCAAGCUCCGAGGCGGCGGCGGCAGCAAAGCUCGCCCUCGCCCCCGGCGCGCGCCCACCCGCCGCACCUCCGCGCCUUCUGGCUCGGCACGGCCCUGCUCGCCGCGCUCUUCUCCGGCUCCGCGGCGGCGAGCAGUAUCCUCGGCGGGGUCAGCACCACCGGCGCGCUGGGGUCGUGCGCGCGCCGGCUGAGGUAGGAGGCCGCCACGGGGCGAGGGCGAGGGCGAGGGCGAGGGCGAGGGCGGCGAGGCGGGCGCGGAGCGAGAGGGCGAGGGCGGAGGUUUUCUGCAAAAAACAUGCCACGUCGGCACGUGACGGGCGGGCCCGCUAGUCAGAUACACCGUCAAUACGUGUUUAUACGCAGUUUAGACCUAUUUGCAAAAAUCUAGAGCAAUGUUGGUACUGACACGUAAAAAUUAGCAAUCGUGAUACCAAUCUGCAUGUGAUGCCCCAA
This is a messenger RNA of Aegilops tauschii subsp. strangulata, 2888 nucleotides long. RefSeq lists its product as uncharacterized. The record is from RefSeq and is a predicted model, not a curated record. Lineage: Eukaryota; Viridiplantae; Streptophyta; Magnoliopsida; Poales; Poaceae.